Molecule: messenger RNA, 6576 nt
Organism: Xiphophorus maculatus (southern platyfish)
Lineage: Eukaryota; Metazoa; Chordata; Actinopteri; Cyprinodontiformes; Poeciliidae
Gene: inpp4aa
Product: inositol polyphosphate-4-phosphatase type I A
Exons: 24
Coding region: 256-3150 (964 amino acids)
Cellular component (GO): cytoplasm
Molecular function (GO): phosphatidylinositol-3,4-bisphosphate 4-phosphatase activity
Source: RefSeq, a predicted model, not a curated record
UAUUACGUCUGGAUGUGCCAGAAGGAGUCAGGGCGAGUCUUGACUGCAGGCGUCGUCAUUGCAACCAGGAUGCGCAUCGGUGAGACGAGAAGCCUUCACCUUUUUCCUACAGAUUUAUCACAAUCAAGCGCCUGAAAAUAAAAGGGAGAGCAACAAAGGAACAGCAGCUGUGCACAACGUGACAGGCCAGGUUUAAUCUCUGCUCUUCAAGCUCUUUCCGCUAAAACCCAUCGUUUGCCCAAACGCCAGCCCACCAUGUCUGGGAAGGAGCGCAGCCCUCGCCACCGGCCGUGGUCGGUCUACCGGGCCAACACCUUUGAUCUCUCAGCGGAGAUGAUGGGGCUAGCGCUUUCAGGCAGCAGUCAAGAUCCAGAUGAACCAGUUCUGGAGUUCAGUGUGGCCUGCAGUGAGCUGGUCACGCCCUCUCUGGACCGCAAGCCGACCAGCUUUGUGGCCGUCAGCUGCACCACACCGCCGCAGGCCUUCUGGACUAAACACGCCCAAACUGAAAUCAUAGAGGGCACCAGUAAUCCCAUCUACCUAAGCAGCAUAGCGUUCUUUCAGGACUCGCUCAUCACCCAGCAGACUCAGGUCAAACUCUCCGUCUAUGAUGUAAAGGACCGAUCACAGGGCACGAUGUACAUGCUUGGGUCAUCCAUGUUUUCUGUAAAGGAGCUGCUGCAGGACAAACACCACAGACUGCACUUGACUCUAAGGUCAGCAGAGAAUGAACGUGUGGGCAACAUCACAGUCAUCGCCUGGCAAAUAGAGGAGAAGCGUGAACAGAGAGCACCAGUUGCAAGAUUACAGAGGGGGGAUACGGUCAAUGGAAGGAUGGUUCUCCCAGUCGAUGAAAGCCUAACCGGAUCCAUGGCUAUUAAAUCCAAGUGUUCGUCUUUAUGUAAAGAUCCGAUGCUAAAGGCAGUUUUUGGAGGCGUGAUGUCUCGGACGUAUCGUUUCCCAACCACGGAUGGAAACCACCUUCGCGUCCUGGAGCAGAUGGCUGAAAGCGUCCUCUCCUUGCAUAUUCCUCGACAGUUCGUCAAACUGCUCCUGGAGGAGGAUGCCGUGAGGGUGUGUGAGCUGGAGGAGCUGGGCGAGCUCGCUCCAUGUCGGGAGAAUCUCAGGAGGCAGAUCAUCACUCAGUAUCAGACUAUCAUCCUCACAUACCAGGAGACCAUAAGUGACCUGCAUGAAUACAAAGGACCUUCGUUUAAGCCCAGCACCUUAAAAGCUGAGAGGAAGUUGGAAUUCAUUCCCACAAACCUGCACAUCCAGAGGAUGAGAGUACAAGGAGAGACGAGUUAUGAUUGGACGUAUGACGUCGUGACCAUAGGGGCUCCUGCAGCACAUCAUCAGGGCUUUAAAGGCUGCGGCCUCAGAAAACUGCUGCACAAGCUUGAAGAAGCCAGGAAACACACUUAUGAGGAAGAAAGCUCUGCUGGCUUUGGUUCAAAAGGAAUGAUCUACCAGCCUCAGGAUGUCAUUAAAGCGAAGGAGCUGAUUGCUCAGAUUAACACUCUGAAGACGCAGGUGUGUUACUACACCGAACGUCUGUCCAGAGCCGCCAAGGAACGCUCAGCCAACGCUCUGGAGAGAACUCUGGCCAUCCUAAUGGAGAAGACCCGUCAGUUGGUGACAGUGUGCGACUCCAAGCUGCUGUCAUCAGCCAUCGUUGCCCUUGCCGCUGCCCGCCCACAGUUUUCGCAGCAGAGCACCCCAUCCCCUUCCUCCUCUUCCCUCUCACCUUCUUCUCGCUCUCCAUCCCGUUCCCCCUCUCGCCAUCCCACCUCACCUUCCCGCCCAGCCACUUCUCCGUCGAGACAUGCAGCUCCUCCAGAGGGCAGCGAAGGGAGCAAAAGCAAGCGUGCCUCGACGCACUCUGACUAUCAUGAGGAAGAGUGGGAGAAGGUUUGGUUAAAUGUCGAUAAAAGCCUAGAGUGUGUGAUCCAGACGGUGGACCGGCUGCUGCAGAGAGACAAACUCCAGAGCGACAGCAGCUCUGAGGACGUCUUUCUGCUCGCCAAUGAAGUGCCGAGUGGCACUAAGAAAGAGAGCAGUCCAGAAGUUGAGAAGAAGUCUCCAGGCGAAUGGAACGAAGUGCUGUAUCCCCUCCUCACCACCCUGACAGAAUGUGUGUCUCUGAUGAGCGACAAAGCAAAGAAAGCCUUGGUGUUUCUGCUGAUGCAGGACAGUGCCCCCACUAUCGCCAUGAGCCUCACUAUGCAGUAUCGUCGCGACGUUGUUUUCUGCCAGACGCUGACGGCGCUGAUCUGCGGCUUCGUUCUCAAGCUGAGGAACUGUCUCUGCGACUCGGGCUUCCUGCGGCAGCUACACACCAUCGGCUUGUUGGUUCAGUAUGAGAGUCUGCUCAGCACCUACGGGGAGGAGUUGGCCAUGCUGGAGGACAUGAGUGUUGGUGUGAUGGACCUGAGGAAUGUCACCUUUAAGGUUACUCAGGCAACCUCUGGUUUCAGCCCUGACAUGCUGCCAGUGAUCACAGGGAACAGGACUGGAUUUAACGUCAGGGUUCCCAUGCCUGGCCUGAUGUUCGACACGUUGCCCAGAGAGAUCCAGAACGGGAUGCUGCUUCGGGUGCAGCCCAUCCUGUUCAACGUGGGGAUCAACGAGCAGCAGACAUUGGCUGAGAAAUUUGGAGACACGUCGCUCCAAGAUGUCAUCAAUAUGGAGAACAUGACUCGCCUCAGUUCAUAUUACGACCAGUUCAAAGAAGUCCUUCCAGAAGACUGUCUCCCUCGGACCCGCAGCACCACCACUCUGCCUGACAUCCUCAAGCUGCUGAGUCAGAAUGUGAACGCCAAGAAAAGCAAGAACGUAGAAAUCCUGUGGCAGGCAGCCGAGGCAUGUCGGCGCCUGAACGGUGUCCGCUUCACCAGCUGUAAAAGCGCCAAGGACCGCACAGCCAUGUCGCUGACCCUGGAGCAAUGUCAGAUCCUGCAGCAGGAGCACGCCAUGGCGCCGCAGGUCUUCUACCAGGCCUUGGAUUGCAUGCGCAGUGAGGGCUGCAGGAGGGAGAACACUAUGAAGAAUGUGGGAUGUCGAAAAUAUGCCUUUAACUCUCUUCAGCUCAAGGCCUUCCCCAAACAGUACCGCCCCCCAGAAGGGACAUACGGGAAAGUUGAGACCUAAAUGGACUGAUAUUUGAUGGAACCAAAAAAAAACCUGAUAUUAGAGACUGAAAAAAAUUAUACAUAUAUAUGUUUAAAAAAGACAACAAUAUCAAACAAAAUUGCCACAGCAGCCCGUGGUUUUGUGUUUAGUCCUUGUUAGGAUAAUCAGUGUCCCAGUGCCGGUUCUGUUAGAUUGUUUUCAAAAUGUUUCCUCCUCCCAUCUUAGCUUUGCUACUAGAAUCACAAUUCACAGCUAACGCGAGGCUUUCUGUGUCACAUUGUGGGCUGUGUCAUGGCUGCACCAGCUGUAGCAUCUGGAGGUUUGCAGCCAUGCUGGAUCAAUAAUAUUCUAAUUUCUGUCUGAAAAAUCACAUAAAAUGUGUUUAUACGAGAGACAGACUACAGUACAGGAAAAAACUACAAACCACUUUACGGAUUUCUUCUGUUUUUUUUUUUAUUUUUAUUAUUAUUAUUUCUGUGUCUCAUUUAAAUGUUUCAGAAAAACAAUCCCAAAUAACAUGGCUCUGUGUGGGGAAAAGUAAUCACCCCAUUGUUAAAUUACGAACUAACUGGGGUUUAAAGACAUUAAAACAGUUUUUUGCUUCACUUGGCAAACCCAGCCCAGAUUCCUGACUGACCUGUAGAAUAAAAAAUUACCUAUUGGACAACACAAAGCAGGCUGAAAUAUCUCAAAAGUAAUAGAGUAUAAAGAAAACUGAGAGCAGAUGAGAAAUAGACUAACUUUCAUCUAUCACCAUGGAAAUGGCUACAUAAUCAUUUCUAAUGUUUUGGGACACCAGACAAAGGGUUUUGAGUGGUCUAGUCCAAGUCCAGACUUGAAUCAGACUGCCGUGGGACCUCAAACAGGUCCUGAAAUGUGUCAGAAUUAUAACAGUUCUGCAAAAAAGAUCAGGCCGAUUUUUUCCCCCCCCAAAGAAAUCUAAAGCUUCAUUAGUACUUAAUGGAAAUGUUAUAGAGGUUGUUGCUAUCAAGGAUGGCACAUACAGUUACUACGCUUAUUAGGUUUACGAAGGUUUUUCGUAAUAAUUGACGUUUUUGUUUUUUUUCCUUAAUUGAUUAGUUAUAUAAAAUAAUUUUUUUUUAAACUGUAGUUUUUAAUUUGUCUGAUAUUAAAAUCUGUUUGAUAAUCUGCAACAAUUAGUUUUGAUAAUAAUAAAAACAGAACAAAUCUGUUAGGGGUAAAUACUUUUGCUCUGUAUGGCACCUGUUUGUCCUUGUCAACUCUGUUAUUAUUGGAUGUCAUCUAAAUAGCUGGUAUAACAACACACACACUUUGUGUUCUUUUUUUACUUUCAACAAGCAUUAUCAAAAGCCUUAUUAUAUCGGUUAUUUAACUUUGUCGCAGAUCCUGCUGACUUGAUUCUCCAUAAGUAAAAACUUCUGUUACUGAGCACAGCUGAGUUGUUUUAGAGAGGAAUUCCAAAACUGCAUAAAGUUAAUAGAGACAUUUUUUAAUAAUUAUCUUUAGAAGCUUCAAAAAUAAGCUCAACUAAACAACUCAAGGCAAACGUUUGGACAUCCUGAAGGGUCAUCCUAAUUUACAUUCUCUAUGCAAGCAAGCAAGUCUUAAUAUUUGCUUAAACUGUGUAAACGUUUCAUCGUUUGCCUUCUGCACUACUAUUUGAAAGUGUUUUCUACAUUUAGACAUGCCUUAGGUUUUAAAGUUGCAGUAUGAAAACCUUCUCUGGCUCUAUUUAGUUGUUGAAUUGUGGCUUUAGACCUGUGCUUUGUUGGAACCGUCUUGUUUUUAUCUUUAUGUUGAAGCUAUAACACUUCCUUUAUUAGUGAAUAACGGCCCAGCCAAUCGCACGACAGCAAUUGAAUUAAUUUGAACAUCUAGAUGGGGUCAAAAUAACUUGCUGAGCAUCAGAAUGGUUCCAAUCCAGAAGGCAUUUCUAUAUUGGAAACUGGAAAAUUGCUAAUCCGCUUGAGGCCUUUUGCAGCUUUCGGUUUUUUUUGUAUGAGAGGGGAAAAACAAAAUUAUAAAGAGUUGACGUAUUUAAGAUUCGUAAUUGGAAUCACCUCCCAUCCAAACAGUAUGGGAGGUAUAUAUCGGUAUAUUGCUGUAUAUCGAUCCGUACUUGAAAUACGUUGAAAAUUGAAGUGUUUUAUCCAGAAGGCCCACUCUAAAUUAACUAAGGCAAUUCUUCCAUUGAUCCCAAUCACAUUUAGAUAUCUUCAUGCAGGCAUUUUUUUAAAUUUUCAGUCAAAUUUUAGCUUUUUUUAGACAAAUAGCAACACCUUUACAGUAAAAGUUUGCUUUGGAAGUGAGUUUGCCUGAUUAAGUCGCUAUACGAGCCAAAUUUCUGACAUGCUAAUUAAAGUCCAAACACUUUCUAAAACUGAUCUGACAUCUUAGAAAUGUGAUAUGCUGUUUGGUUUGAUUUUAAAUUUUAAUUCCCAUUAUUUCUAUUGUUUGGCUCUUUGACUUUGUGCUUUUGGAGUUUGUCUUUUACUUGGUUACAGCUGGCAAAAUUUUGACUGGUGGUGCACUUACUGUAUAAUAUGUACAAACUACAGUGUUGAUCCACUUCUUAAUACUUAAUAAAUCUUAGUACAUAUUCCUAACCUUUUUGGAAAAAAACACUAUCUAGGACCAGCAUUCACAGAGUACAGGUGGAGAAAAGAUGGAAAUUAGAAAAUAAACAUUCUGUUUUUGAUCAUUUUGUGCUAUUUGCUCACAGUCAACAGAAAUGAAAUCAAAAGUCACACCAGCAAAACUUGACCAAUAGACUGGAUUCAUAGCAGAUGUGUGAAGUAAAACUUUGCCAAACACUGAGUCAGAUCAGAUAAGAGACUGUCAUUCAGAGAUGCUGUAAUGUUCCACUGUGUUUAGUUUAUAUCCAUCAUAGGCAGCAAUGCAGAUGAUCUGCUUCAGUACCAGCUCAGAAACCUUCCUCUGGACCUUGGCUGCACUGCAGGAGGACAGCUGUUGACGAAUUUAUUGGCUUUAUGUUAGUGCUCAUUUCUCUAAUACAACUUUUCAUUACUUUUGACAAUAAGCACACAAAUGUUCUGGGGGCCUUUCAUACAUUUUCUUUCACAAAACUGUUAAAUUUACAAAUUACAACGUCUCAAUUAUAACGAAUGCUAAGCUUUUGGAUUCUACUUGCAUGAAGAUAAUUUCAGCUUAAAUGUGCUGCAGUUGCUUUGCCUUUCAGAUUUCCCAUAAAUCUGGAAAGCCUGAGUUACAACAAACACCAGUAACAGUUUCAUUUAUCAGCUCUGGCCUUCAGUAUAUUGUAUGUUUUUCUGAGUAAUGGAUCAUAUUUUCAGCUAUUUUUUCUCCUUUAAGAGUAUGUUUACUUGUUACUGACCAAAAUAUGACUUUAUUUUAAUAGUACAUGCCCACAACAAUGGCACAGUGCUUUACCCUCUGAGAAUGAAUUAAAACUGAAUAAUGAAUAAAGGACUGUUGAAACCA